Molecule: messenger RNA, 669 nt
Organism: Cyprinus carpio (common carp)
Lineage: Eukaryota; Metazoa; Chordata; Actinopteri; Cypriniformes; Cyprinidae
Product: MORN repeat-containing protein 5
Source: RefSeq, a predicted model, not a curated record
GUGAAUCAAUGUUCCAUGGAAAAGGAGUGCUGUAUUUCCCCAAUGGAAGCAAAUAUGAGGGAACUUGGGAGAAAGGAAUAUGCAAAGAGGGAAGGUACACAUUUUCUGAUGGCCUGGAGUAUAAAGAGACGGACUGGGAUUACUAAGACAGGCGGUUCUUCUCUGAGAGGUGUAAUGGGCUCAAACCAGCAGGAGAAUUCCUGUUAACUGAUCGGGACCCCCUGCAGGCCAUCCCUGAUGGUUGCUAUGACAGCGGCGAUGGCUUUUAUGAUCCCAGCACUAGAGUCGUCAAAGACUAUGAUUGCAAUUUUCUCAGGAACACAGACGACCAAGAACACGAGUGGAUCGUGCAGACCUGCAGGAAGAGCUGGGAUGAGUUUAUUGGCCGCUGUCCAAGAAGCAACACACUAGAGGAGAAACUUGGCAUGUGAAGAGGAUGGACCGCAAAUCACACUAUUCAGAAUAGAUCCUGAUUCUCGUGACAUCACUUCAAGGUGAAGAUGUUAAAGGCUGCAGGAGAUGAAACCGAGGACUUUCACAUCGAGCAACAUGUUGGCUACUUCUCCGCUGAAACCAGCCUUUUCUAUCCAUGCAAUUAAAUGGAGAAUAAUAAGCAUAACUGCAUUUUCAUCCACACUUGAACAGGAUACGGUAAAAGUCUUACCUGUU